Molecule: messenger RNA, 1897 nt
Organism: Oppia nitens
Lineage: Eukaryota; Metazoa; Arthropoda; Arachnida; Sarcoptiformes; Oppiidae
Product: guanine nucleotide exchange factor for Rab-3A-like
Exons: 1
Coding region: 192-1601 (469 amino acids)
Biological process (GO): exocytosis
Cellular component (GO): Golgi to plasma membrane transport vesicle
Molecular function (GO): guanyl-nucleotide exchange factor activity
Source: RefSeq, a predicted model, not a curated record
UGUUGAGUAAUAAUGUAUUAAUCAAUUGAUUAUAUAUUUAAUACUCAUUUGAAAUACAUAUUCAAUGAAUUGAUUGUUUGAAUUCAGUGUUUAUAUAACUAAACGACUCUUUUGUUUGUCAACUCAUUGAACCAAUUGAUCAGUUGUCCGACAAAAGCCGUAAUGUCUUCAAUGACUACUUAACCACAAUAAUGAUUGCAUCACAAGAAUCACCCGAAUCUUCCUCAACGUCUUCAUACUCUUCAGCCAAAACAACACCAAAGUGUUCGCCACUUAAUAAGGCAGAGCUCAAGAAGUCAGAUGAUCGGCAAACUAGUGAUAAUAAUGACUAUACGGACAAUGGACUGACCAGCGGUCACAAGAAAUCUAAUGUUGCAAACAAAAGGAGUUCAAGCGAUGGCGCAAUGUUUGUCAUCAAUGAUUCAUCUCUUGAUGGCACUAAAGAUUGCGCUAAUAAUCAUCAAAGAAGUAGAUCUGAUUGCGACGAUUUAAUUAAAGCCACCAAACAACGUAUGACCGAAAAGUUUAACCAAUUGGAGGAAGAAUCGGGACUUAAGUUAUGGUCAAAUUCUUCUUCAAAAGAAACCAAAGAAAAAACUGAUCAAACAUUAAAUGAAUCUUCAGAAUUAUCUCAAGAUCUUCUCAACAGUUUGACUCUCUCUGAGGUCAAAGAACAGGCGUAUCAAAGGAUGCGUUCAGAGUUGAGUAGAGCUCAGAACGAACUCAAACUUCGCGACGAAGAAGUUGCAAAACUGAGUCGUAUUAGAGCUGAAGUCGAGUCAGAAUUAGAGGAUCUGACGGCCAGUUUGUUCGCUGAAGCGAAUGAUAUGGUAUAUAAGGCCAAUGUUUUGAGGAGUAGGGCUCAGAAAGAGCUUUACGAAGCAAACCUUAAGAUUGAUGUCUUGCAGGCAGAAGUACAGGCACUCAAAAUGCUUGUCUUGACAUCGACGCCAUCCAACCAUCGAUCUGUUCGGACAAAUGGUGUCAAACCAAUCAAACCUAAAACUAAUGAUUUUGCCAAAAAGUCUCCGAGUAAUUAUGAACUCGGAGGCAGUGCUGCCGAUAAAUUAGAUUCAAUCGCACAAAACGGUGUCAACACUUUUGGCCAAACCGACAAAGACGACUCAAUGUUGUCACAAGAAGUCGGUGAAGUGGAUCCAGUUUUUCACGAAGAGUUUCUUCAAUGGAAAAAAUGCCCAAAUUUUGAAGCAAUGAAUAGUGAUUUUAUGAAAAGAAUUUACGACGAAGAGAUUUAUCCGGUUUUUAAUUUUAAAGACAAAGAUUUAACAGCUCGUGUUUUGCGAACCAUUGAAGACAAUACAAUUACCAUUGAAGCGAUGGCAGAUAAAUCGUCUUUUCCUAAACGCUGUGCACUGUUAGAUGCGCCCCGAAGUUGUAAAUAUCGUAUGAAAAUCGAUGACAACUGGUAUAACAUAUCAGAAUUGUGUCGAAACAGAAUUAUAGCCGUUUGUGAUUUGUUUUGUUAUUUACGAUACAUUGAGAGAGGACUCGUUAAGAGUAGCUUUCAUGAGGUUUACUGGCAAGUGAUUCGGCGCCGCCGUAACAUUGCUCUGUCCAAACUCGGCUUCUCUACCAUUUAAAUAACAUAAUAUUUUUAUUGUCAUAUUUUAAUGACAAAUGUUUGUAUUCAAAGUAUAGAUUUAUUUAUAUAAUGGCUAUUACUGUAGUUAUUUGCUAUUUAAUAAUUUAGAAGAAAAAAGUUAGUUCCGUAAUUAAUACCAGUGAAAAUAAUAAUUAUUUUAUUAGUUUUUAUUUAUUUUUUGUUUAAAUCACAAUAGUUAUUUGACUUAUCAAUUUUAACUUUACAAUAAGGGCGUAUAUUUUAUUUACUUUAAUUAUGAGAAUUUUAUUUACCGAUUCUAUUGUGCAAACUAUU